This is a messenger RNA of Ctenocephalides felis (cat flea), 1284 nucleotides long. It is a transcript of the gene CSN4, whose product is annotated as COP9 signalosome complex subunit 4. Lineage: Eukaryota; Metazoa; Arthropoda; Insecta; Siphonaptera; Pulicidae. Bases 25 to 1254 code for a protein of 409 amino acids. The record is from RefSeq and is a predicted model, not a curated record. The transcript is spliced from 10 exons. Gene Ontology annotation, cellular component: COP9 signalosome; cytosol.
UCCAACCUUAAAGGAAGCUUUGUCAUGGCUAUGUCAGCAAAUGUUGUCAGAAAUCAACUUAAUAGUUUAAGUGGAUUUAAUGGAACUCAUAAAGAACAAGCUGAAAAAUAUAGGUCCUUGCUGGAAGCUGUGGUUACUAAUUCUGGAAAUGAAAUUGUUGACUGUUUAAAAGUCUUUAUUGAAGCGAUUGUAAAUGAACAUGUUAGUUUAGUAAUAUCUCGACAAAUAUUAACUGAUGUUAGUGUUAGAUUAACCCAAUUACCCGAUGAUGUUUCAAAAUCUGUUUCACAUUAUGCCCUGGAUAGAGUGCAACCUCGAGUAAUAUCCUUUGAGGAGCAGGUAUCUAGUAUUCGCCAACAUCUAGCUGAUAUUUAUGAAAGAAACCAAAAUUGGAAAUGUGCUGCAAAUGUUCUUGUGGGAAUUCCAUUGGAAACUGGUCAAAAGCAAUAUUCUAUCGAUUAUAAAUUAGAAACAUAUCUGAAAAUUGCUCGACUAUAUUUAGAAGAUGACGAUUCAGUACAAGCUGAGGCAUAUGUGAAUCGAGCAUCUUUAUUGCAAGCAGAAACAAAAAAUGAGCAACUUCAAAUUUAUUAUAAAGUUUGCUAUGCGAGAGUUUUGGAUUAUAGAAGAAAAUUCAUUGAAGCUGCACAACGUUAUAAUGAGCUUUCGUACCGUGGAAUUAUCCAUGAAGAUGAGCGUAUGACUGCUUUAAGAAAUGCCCUGAUUUGUACAGUAUUAGCAUCAGCCGGACAACAACGCAGUAGGAUGUUAGCAACAUUAUUCAAGGAUGAAAGGUGUCAACAUCUACCAGCAUAUUCAAUUUUGGAGAAAAUGUAUUUAGAUCAAAUAAUUCGCAGAUCUGACUUGCAGGAGUUUGAAGCGCUUUUACAGCCUCAUCAAAAGGCAUCUACUCUGGAUGGUUCAUCAAUUCUGGAUCGUGCUGUGUUUGAACAUAAUUUGCUUUCUGCCAGCAAAUUGUAUAAUAAUAUAACUUUUGAAGAGUUAGGAUCUUUACUUGAAAUAUCAGCUGCAAAAGCAGAGAAAAUAGCCAGCCAAAUGAUAUCAGAAGGGCGAAUGAAUGGUGACAUAGAUCAGAUAGAUCACAUAGUACACUUUGAAACCAGAGAUGUUUUGCCACAAUGGGACAAGCAGAUACAAUCACUUUGUUAUCAAGUUAAUAGUAUUAUUGAAAAAAUUACAGCAGCUGAACCGGAUUGGAUAGCCAGAGCAUUUGAUGAACAAAUGGUACAUUGAUUAAUGAAAAUUAGUGUUUGAAGUUGAAAA